Molecule: messenger RNA, 1803 nt
Organism: Tachysurus fulvidraco (yellow catfish)
Lineage: Eukaryota; Metazoa; Chordata; Actinopteri; Siluriformes; Bagridae
Gene: vsig8b
Product: V-set and immunoglobulin domain containing 8b
Exons: 8
Coding region: 221-1285 (354 amino acids)
Source: RefSeq, a predicted model, not a curated record
UUUUAUUUAACAUUUAUUGUUAGAUUUUAUUUUGAAAUUUUGCUGAUAGCGUGACACGUUUAAUUUAGCUUGGGUUAUGAAUGGAAUGUAUCGUUAGGGUGGAGCUAUAAAGGAAACUUUUUUCUCUCUUUGUUUUAAGAUAGAACGCAUAAGAGGAAUAGUGGGAGAAUUGAGAAGAACCCAGUGAUCACGGUUGAUUUACUGAACGAUAAACUUGACAAUGAUAAAGCAUUGUACUGGAUGUAGAGUUUCCAUGCAUGUACUAUAUGCUACUACAUUUUAUCUUAAUUAUGUGGUGGGCAUACAGGUGACCUCCACAGGGCCACAGACAAUCAAGAAACCUCAGGGAGCAGAUAUUAUUUUGGGCUGUACCUACAAUGAGAGCCCAUCUGACACUGGGCAGCUGGAUGUUGAAUGGUCCAUUGUUAGUCCAGACAUGACUCAGAAAGACAAAUUGGUCUUAUCUUACUCUGGAGGGAGAGAGUACAAACUUGGUGACACAGGUCUAAUGUCUCGACUAAAGUUUGUCGGUGACCCCAGCAAAGGUAAUGCUACCAUCAGCAUAUCUUCAUUAAUCAUCGCUGAUACAGCCACCUACCAGUGUAAAGUGAAGAAGCCACCUGGUAUAGACUCACGGAAGAUCACAUUAGUGAUACUUGAGCACCCCUCUGUGCCCAGUUGUUGGGUAAAAAAUGGUGUGGAGGUAGGAGGUACUGUCUCACUAUUGUGUAAAUCAUCUAAGGGCUCAAAUCCUCUAAUCUACAAGUGGACAAAAGAGAAUGGUGAGGCAUUGCCAUCCACAGCAUCCCAGAAUCCUCAGACUGGAGAACUGCUGAUCUAUAACCAUUCACAGAGCUACACAGGCAACUAUGUGUGUGUGGUUAGCAAUGAAGUAGGAAUGGAGCAGUGCAAAUACACAUUGAAAGCAUAUAAUCCAACCAGUCCGGCAGGAAUAAUUGCAGGGGCUGUGAUAGGUGCAUUACUGCUUUUGCUUCUCCUCCUUUUGUUAAUCUGGCUUCUAGUAUGCUGCUACCAGAAGCGUCGCUAUGAAAAGGAAACUGCAAAUGAGAUCAAGGAGGAUGCUGCAGCACCAGAGAGUCAACCUGGAAGCAGGUACUCAAGUUUCCGCUCCAUGUUGGGUUACCACCCCCAUCAAGGAAUCACCUACAGCUCAGUUAGAAACAGUCCAAAAAGGGCUGAUUCAGACUACAGAAGCUUCACUGCCAACCAAGUACCUUCACAAGGGCCACUAAGAUACAACAGCAGAUAUGGUUAUCCUGUAUAAACACAGACACCUUGCUAAGAACAGACCAAUAUACAGAACAUAAAUUGACACUUGGAUUAAAUACUGUACUUUGUGGAUAUCCAUGUGAUUGCUGUGUAUGUUUACUGUCUUUUUGAAGUUAUGUUUGACCAUGAUGUAUUUUCUAAGUCAUAUAUUAUAAAUACAAAAAUAGCAAAGCAUAAUGCUUUUAAUUGUCUUACAAAAAAUCAUUGAUAAUAAAAUUAAUCAGAAAAGCAUUAUAGUAAUGUAAUUAUGGAAUAUAAUUUUCCUUUGAUAUAUUUAAAUAUAGUAGACGGCUUUUUUCCAGAGUCAACAUUGUUCCAAUGUUUUAAGCACUGUUGGCUUAAAACUGUUGAGUAUUUGUAAAAUCAAAAGCUGGUUUGUGUUAUAUGUGAGACCAAAUAUGGGGCUCAGAUCUGGACUCUCUACAGACAAAACCCUGAACCUGAUGUACCUGUUCUCAAGCUAUUUCUUGGUGGAUCACAUCACAAAAAAAAAUAAAAAAUCAUCUCAAGAGA